Molecule: messenger RNA, 1784 nt
Organism: Cyprinodon tularosa
Lineage: Eukaryota; Metazoa; Chordata; Actinopteri; Cyprinodontiformes; Cyprinodontidae
Gene: arid3c
Product: AT rich interactive domain 3C (BRIGHT-like)
Exons: 7
Coding region: 89-1573 (494 amino acids)
Biological process (GO): regulation of transcription by RNA polymerase II
Cellular component (GO): nucleus
Molecular function (GO): DNA binding
Source: RefSeq, a predicted model, not a curated record
UCUCCCCAAUCAGCCGGCAUCUGAGUCCUGCCACAGCGGCUCGCAGCAUGCCCCCGCCGGGGGCGGCGGGACCAGGCUGGAGGCGGUGAUGGAGACCCUGCAGCGCCAGCAGGCUGCCCGCCUCGCCGUGGAGGAGAAGCUCCGGCAGGCGGAGAAAAACCGGCAUUUCCACAGCCUGAUGCAGUCCCGGAUCCAGCAACAAGCUCUGGCUUUCAGCCGCUACCACACCGCGAUGGGGGGGCCACUGGCCCCUGGAUCCAGCUCCUGCAUCGGAGGGGCGCGUCUUCGCGCAGAGGAUGAGGACGGAGAUGCCAAAGCACGCGCUGAUGGAGAGGAGGGAAAGGAGGAAGAUGCGGAUGAACAGGAGAUGAUUGAUGAAGAGGAGGAGGAUGAAGACAUGUCGGACGGCUCCCAGCUCAGAGAGUCCGAUCCCAGAUCAGCCUGUCUGUCUCCGAAGGGAUUCCUCCCCACAGACCGGCACCAGCGCGCAGAGUCCCCGUCCACGCACUCCCACUCCCACCAAGAGUGGACCUACGAGGAGCAGUUUAAGCAGUUGUAUGACCUGGACGAUGAUGAAAAGCGCAAGGAAUUUCUUGAUGAUCUUUUCAGUUUCAUGCAAAAACGAGGGACUCCAGUGAAUCGGAUUCCUAUCAUGGCAAAGCAGGUGCUGGAUCUCUACAUGCUCUACAAGCUCGUCACAGAAAAAGGCGGCUUAGUGGAAGUCAUCAAUAAAAAGAUAUGGCGUGAGAUUACCAAAGGCCUCCACCUCCCUACGUCUAUUACUAGUGCAGCAUUUACUCUGCGAACACAGUAUAUGAAGUACCUUUAUCCAUAUGAAUGUGAAAAGCGGGGACUGAGCUCCCCGGGGGAACUUCAAGCAGCAAUUGAUAGCAACCGUCGAGAGAGCCGAAGACAGAACUACACGUCUGCCAUCUUCAGCUACUCAACCACUGGCUCACAAAGUCUCCUUCCAACACCAAAAAUACUACCACAUGUGCCGACGCUAUCCCAUCAAAGCAGCUGUAUUUCUCAAUCACCUAUGGUCAAAAAAGAGGAGCUUGGGAUAGUCAACGGCCUGCCAAGUAGGAUGGCCCUCCCCAUCUCACCCAGUGAGCACCAUAUGGCAGCCUUGGGAGCCCAGGCAGCAGGGGCUCAGUCAGCGGCUCUGGAGCAUCUUUCAAAGUUUGAAAGCUGUGAACCAACACAAAACAAAAUGAUUAAGGUUACUGAAGAGGAGCAGAGGAUAAUGGAGCAGGCACUUCAGCAGAACCUGAUCGCACUGGCAACCCAGGCUCCUCUAAGCAUCAAACUCAAUGACAGAGAUGAUAGACAAGAGUCCGCAUUGAACCUGUCUACCAACGGCAUUAACAGCAUCAACAUGUCAAUAGAAAUAAAUGGAGUUGUCUACACAGGAGUCCUCUUUGCCCGACAGUCAGUGGUAGCGGGGAUUAAGGAACGCCACGGGAAGCACAACUAUAAAACUCAGGGAAAGACCAACGCCACAUUUUACCAGCCCUCUUGCUUCUCCUACUCUUCUGCCUCACUUCAUGGACAGAGAAACUCUUCCACCUAAUCUUCUGUGUGUUACUUGGAUGAAGCCAACUAAAGAUUCGCUAAUUUCUUCUCUAAGGCAAGAUGAGAAAAAUUCAAUCAACAAGCCACAGAUUGAUUAAUUUAUAGUUUUUGACCAUAUUUAAACAUGUAUUAAAGGAAAAGUCCGUACAGCAAGGAAUAAUCAAUGGAUCAUUAUUUAUACCUAAAACAAAUACGUUUGCAGUGAUUUA